This is a messenger RNA of Penicillium bovifimosum, 573 nucleotides long. RefSeq lists its product as uncharacterized. Bases 1 to 573 code for a protein of 190 amino acids. The transcript has 2 exons. The record is from RefSeq and is a predicted model, not a curated record. Lineage: Eukaryota; Fungi; Ascomycota; Eurotiomycetes; Eurotiales; Aspergillaceae.
AUGGUCCGAGUAAGCGAGGCAAUUGAAGACGAUCAUCGAAAGCUGGAGACUUACUACAACAUUAUCGUCAACUCCACAGACGAGGAUGAGCAAACCCGUUAUCAGAACCAGUUCACCUGGGAACUGGCUCGACACGCCGUCGCCGAAGAGCUGGUAGUCUUUCCAGCAAUCGAGAAGUACGUCCCUGGAGGUUCAGCGAAGACCGACGACGACCGGCGCGAACAUCACUCAAUCAGAGAGAUGCUCGAUGUUUUCCAAGACCUGAAUGCUUCUGACCCUAGUUUUAUUCCUACUAUUACCCUUUUGAUGGAAGGUCUUGCUCGGCAUAUGCGAGACGAAGAAACGAACGAUCUGGUGAGAUUAGAGGAGUCGGUGACCUCCGAGGAGAGCGAGAAACUGGCUCAGUCUCUCAAUCGCACCAAGAUGUUCGUGCCCUCUCGCGCACAUCCAAGUGAUCCCGACAAGCCGAUGUAUGCGACUGCAGCUGGUCUACUUACCGCUCCCCUGGAUCAUCUGCAGGAUAUCUUUCGGAAGUGGCCAGAGGAGGACACCAAUGAGCCGUGGAUGGAGUAG